GACUUUUGACUUAAUUCGUUUGGGGUUCGGAGUAGGAGUCUACUCCGAGGGUGGGGGCUUAGGUUUCAUCAUCAUCACCUUUCAUCAUUUCAUUAAUCAUCAAGAAAAAAAAUACGUCAGACAUGGCUGUAUGGGCAUAGUUCCCUUUGCCUUACCCUUCGGGGAAAACCAAAACAAAAAAAAAAAGUUGACAUUUGUUUACAAACUGAGGUUAUGUGGUGAAUUCACAGAGUACUUUUUAUAUUUCCCUUAAUUUGCUUGAUUUAUAAAUACGAAGAUUGGUUUACUUAACCAUCUGUUACGAUGCUAGAUAAAAUGUUAUACAAUACUGUAUUGAGUCAAGUUUUUUCACCGUGCGGCAAGUAUUUGGUAGCCGGCAAUAUUUACGGACAAAUUGCUGUAUUUGAUCUCGAUCGAAUUCUAAACCCAAUUCCUGAAUUGCUGACAGACGAUUAUAAUAAGCCAAAGUUUGUGCAUACAUUUGAAAAUCGUAGCCAGAUUUGUAGUUUGGCUAGUACAGAAAAGUUUUUAAUAAUUGGAACUGUGAAUGAAAUUACUGGAUGGGACUGGAAAGCUGUCAUAUGUGCCAAACUGGGGAAGCCAUCAUGGACAAUAAGGACUCCCUCGCAACCGUCUAUGGAACAGAGUGAUAUCAACUGUUUGUGGUUAUCUGAAGGUGAAGAAAAACUGUUUGCUGGUUGUGGAGAUUGUAACAUCUAUGCAUUUAACCUGGAGGAUGGUAGAUUAGUGUCCACUUAUGAGGGCCACACUGAUUUCAUACAUUCUGUCCAUGGAAAGGGUAAUCAACUUAUAUCAGCAGGGGAAGAUGGCUCAGUUUUGCUAUGGGACAUAAAGACUGGCAAAGCUCAUAACAAAGUGCAGCCCUAUACUAAUAGCAAGGUCAGCCGCCCUGAUGUUGGCAAGUGGGUUGGCUCUGCUUCACUAGGAGAAGAUUGGAUUAUAUGCGGUGGAGGACCACGUCUCGCGCUCUGGCACCUGCGAUCCCUCGACGCAGUAACAGUGUUCGACAUCCCUGACCACGGCAUCCACGUGUCCUUCUUCCAUGACGACUGUGUCGUCGCCGGAGGAACUGCCAAGCAUCUAUACCAGCUAAGUUACUCCGGAGAAGUCAAAGUAGAACUACCAGUGUCAGCCACAACGGUAUACUCAGCAGCAUUAAGAACCAGCCCUAACAAAGUCCUGGCUAUAGCUGGCUCCAGCCCUGAAAUAGACCUCUGCACAACAUUCAACUACAGAGACCAAGUUUUACAUUUUCGGUAAGUUUAAUCUAGUAUUUUUCAAGUAAAGUCUUUGAAGUAGGUUAAGACUUUGAUAAUAAAAUAUCUGAAACAUACA
This is a messenger RNA of Pectinophora gossypiella (pink bollworm), 1356 nucleotides long. RefSeq names its product THO complex subunit 6 (gene thoc6). Gene Ontology annotation, molecular function: protein binding. The transcript is spliced from 4 exons. Bases 304 to 1281 code for a protein of 325 amino acids. Gene Ontology annotation, cellular component: transcription export complex; THO complex. The record is from RefSeq and is a predicted model, not a curated record. Gene Ontology annotation, biological process: mRNA export from nucleus. Lineage: Eukaryota; Metazoa; Arthropoda; Insecta; Lepidoptera; Gelechiidae.